Molecule: messenger RNA, 867 nt
Organism: Triticum turgidum subsp. durum (durum wheat)
Lineage: Eukaryota; Viridiplantae; Streptophyta; Magnoliopsida; Poales; Poaceae
Source: the annotation of a GenBank genome assembly
AUGGGGGGAACGCACUUCGCCGACGACGACCUCGCCCACGAGGCCACGGGCGACGGAGAUGUGGGCCGCCGCGACGUGGGCAAGAUGGAGCACGGGUGCGAGCAUUAUCGGCGGAGAUGCAAGAUCGUAGCGCCCUGCUGCAAGGAGGUGUUCCCCUGCCGCCAUUGCCACAACGACGCCACGGCUUUGGGUGAUCGGCAUAAUAUAUGUCGCCAGGAUGUUGAAAAAGUAGUGUGUGUACUCUGUGAUACUGAACAACCGGUGUCACAAGUGUGUGUAAGAUGUGGAGUCAAUAUGGGAGAAUACUUCUGUGAUGUAUGCAAGUUUUAUGAUGACGACACAGAGAAAGGGCAGUACCAUUGCCAUGAUUGCGGCAUAUGCAGGGUUGGCGGCAAGGAAAACUACUUCCACUGUGCAAAGUGUGGGUCAUGUUACGCUGUUGCAUUGCGUGAUAACCAUCAGUGUGUGGAGGAUUCAAUGAGACAGAACUGCCCAAUCUGUUAUGAGUAUCUAUUUGAUUCAUUAAAAGGAACAAGAGUUCUAAACUGUGGACACACGAUGCACAUGGACUGUUUCGCUGAGAUGGUGGACCAUAAUAAAUACACUUGUCCAAUAUGCUCUAAGACAGCUCUUGACAUGACAGUUCACUGGGGCAUGUUGGAUCAAGAGAUUGAAGCAACAAUUAUGCCUCCUGUAUAUCGUUACAAGGUUUGGGUUCUUUGCAAUGACUGCAACAAAGUCUCAGAAGUGGACUUCCACGUGAUUGGCCAUAAGUGCAGCCAUUGCAACUCAUACAACACUAGAUCGACGUCGCGGCCUGCAGAUUUAUCAGGAAGCAGUUCUCCGUCGACAACAGACUCAUCUUAA